Molecule: messenger RNA, 1149 nt
Organism: Vitrella brassicaformis
Lineage: Eukaryota; Vitrellaceae
Source: the annotation of a GenBank genome assembly
UUUCUAGUCCGCGACGUUAGGCAUCGGCACGAUGUCCUUCGGCCUGGACACCCAGCAGGCGAUGCACGUGGUGGUGACGCUGGGCAGCUUCGGACUCGUCGGAAUCGCACUCCUCGGUGUAAGAGAGACCACACGGCAGCUAGACAGAGGCAUGUGCCUGCAGCGUGUUUCUGUGUUGUGUUGUGUUAAUGCGAUGGCAGCAGUACUUUGACGAUGAGGAAGACGACAAGGACGAGUGAAGGAAAGCCGCAGUCAAUGAUGAGUGAAUGAAUGAAAUAUAGUUAGUCAAUAAGCUUACGUACAGACUCGACCGCUGCGUGUAUGUCGAUCAGACAGACCAUCCGGCCGUUGACACUCACUGUCUGCCUUUUCAGAACACAAGCCAACGACACCACUUAACUUUGCAAUGAUGCGGUUGACUGUCACAGUGAGUCUGCUCGUGUGCUGCUGGCUGUCGGCUGCCGCCGUCGGAUCAGUUGAUCAAGAGACCGACUUCAUCAAGAGACCUCGCCUCGACGACCGGACCUACCGCGUCUUCACUCUGGCCAACGGCAUUCGGGCGGUGGCGGUGAACGACCCAUCAGCGACUCGAGCGGCCUACGCGUGUGCGGUCAAUGUCGGCAGCCAUGACGACGGAGACAUUGAUGGGCUCGCACAUUUCAGCGAGCACAUGGCCUUUUUGGGGUCAGCGGCUUACCCAAAGCCGUCGGAAUACGACGAGUUCCUCACACGCGCUGGCGGCCAGGGAAACGCCUUCACAGACAAAGAGAAGAACGGAUACUCAUAUCCACGGCUGGAUGGACACACAGAGACAUGCAUGUCCCCUUCUGUGUCUCUCUCUGCCAACAAACGUGCAGGACGGUGUUUUUCGCCCAGUUGGACGCGGCUGCCUUUCCCGAGGGCUUGCAGCGCUUCGCGGGCUUCUUCGCGUCGCCUCUGCUCGACGCGCGCGAGGCACACAGCGAGGUGCAGGCAGUCGACAGCGAGCACAAGAAGAACAUGCCGUCGGUCGACGCACAAGUGGAGUACCUGCUGAUGUCACUCGCGAGUGGGCCACUGGGACAUUUCGCCACGGGCUCGGUCGACACACUCGAGACGGAGCCAGCACAACAGGGCGUCGACAUGGGCAACGCACUCAAACGAUUGUAG